AUGGCGAUAUCCGGUAACAAUGUGUUCAUGCGGGGCGUGGUGGAGCGUGGGCCACAUUCAGGUGCGUGUGGAAGAAAGAAGAAGGGCGACUUGCUGUUGCCCCAGCUGGUGGGGAUGCUGCGGGACGUGGCAUGCGGCAUGCGGCACCUGUCCCGCGUGGGCUACGUGCACCGAGACCUGGCCGCCCGCAACGUGCUCGUCAGCGGCGAGCUCACGUGCAAGGUGUCCGAUUUCGGACUCUCGCGGAUGCUUCUGCCGGACGACCACUCCGAGGCGGUGUACACCACCCGGGUAAAGGGGGGGAAGAUCCCCAUCCGCUGGACCGCCCCGGAGGCGAUUUCCCAGCUCAGGUUCACGUCGGCAAGCGACGUGUGGAGCUACGGCGUCGUCAUGUGGGAGGUGAUGACACACGGCGAGCGGCCAUACUGGGACAUGAGCAACCGGGACGUGCUGGAGGCAGUGGAAGGUGGCUGGCGACUGCCACGUCCCAUGGGAUGCCCCAUGUGUCUCCGUCGCCUCAUGCUGAGCUACUGGCACGCGGAGAGCUCCUGCAGGCCCUCGUUCACCCAGCUCGUCACCGCCGUCACCGACGCGCCGCACUACAGUUUCUCGUCCGCGGUGGCGGUGGCCUCCACACGCCGCGGCGACUUCUCAACGUCGACGACGCCGCCGCCGAUUCUUCCACCACCUCCUCCCACUGCGUCUUAG
Messenger RNA from Lethenteron reissneri (Far Eastern brook lamprey), 708 nucleotides. Its product is annotated as ephrin type-A receptor 4a-like. Gene Ontology annotation, biological process: protein phosphorylation; multicellular organism development; positive regulation of kinase activity. Gene Ontology annotation, molecular function: ATP binding; transmembrane receptor protein tyrosine kinase activity. NCBI's taxonomy places the organism in Eukaryota, Metazoa, Chordata, Hyperoartia, Petromyzontiformes, Petromyzontidae. The record is from RefSeq and is a predicted model, not a curated record. Gene Ontology annotation, cellular component: plasma membrane; signaling receptor complex.